AGCGUCACAGCCCAAAACACCCACUCAUGACCUGUCUGUCUGCCGACCUGUCCUUCUUUGCCUGAAGCACGCCUGCAUCACCCUCUUUCUUUCCAGCGUCGUACCAUACUUCUUCCGGGCCAGCGCGGAAGGUUGUCCAGCAUAACAAAACCGCGCACCGUACGACAUCCUGCCGCUUCCGCUCCCGCGCGCAUUGUGCCUCGCACGCCUUACUCACCACCACCUCUUUCACCUCCCACGUAGCCUCACUCCCAAUAUGUGAGACGGAUCCGUGCCCACGACUACCGACUCCCUCUCGCCUCCCCAGCCCACCUCCUGAACCGUCCAAAAGGGACCUUCUGUUUGCAGAGUCCUGCCCCGAUGUCGAACGUUGCGUCAUUUGUUCUGCACAGUGCGAACUCGAACAGUGCUACAACACUUCCCCAAACCUUUACACGUUUCGCUCUCGGCCUCCUCCGCCCUGUAGGUGCGCAACCCGUCCCGUAGCCACUGCAUGUCCUCGGGACACCUAUGAAGUCCCUCCUGCCGAACACUUUGGUCUGAGCGACUGAUUGUCCGUGAACAUCUACACAAGGCGCGUCGCCGCCGUCUAUCGCUAUGAUGAUUCAGCCGCGGGCAUACCUAUAUCGGGCGCCGUCGCCAGAGCAAAAGGACAGAAGGCGAAAUUCGGUUCGUAGCCAGUCGCCCAGAAGCGCGCCGUCUAUAUCGUCCUCGCCAACUCGGCCGAGAUCGACCCCCUUGCCCGAGCCAACCAAGAACGUCAAGAAGCCAGAGAUCACCGUUGUCAAUCAGAAAGUGCAGGUGCCUGUGGUUGAGCGCGCGGCGAGCGAGCCCGUUAGCAUACCUACCACGUCGAUGCUUGUUCAGCCUCGCCACCAUCCGAGCGCACGUAGCCAGAGUCCGAGAGCACCCACCCAGACAGUAAGGAGUCGAGGUCCGCAUGGAGGAAGAACAGGGCGAAAAGUGAAUGAGAAGCAUGACGCAAACGCACUGCCGCCUGCUGUAGCUGCGUUGCUGGCUGUCACUACCAUACCGCCGCCGAGCCGAAUCAACCGCCGGCGCACGCCUUCGCAGCAGAGGCGCAUAUCGAUUGACGAGCUGAUCCAGGAGUGGAGACAAGAGGAUAACCUAUCGUCUUCUGAGGGUACCAAGACGCCUUUAGACAUUCUGUUGGAGCCUGCCGAUGAGACCGACAAUGAGGAUGACCAGAUGCUGGCUGGGAUUGAUGAUGAGAAGGAUUCAGCAUGCAUGUCAUCGCGAUCAGUCUCAAGCGAUUCUAUAGCGUCCACGCCGUCCUUAUCGCCUUCUCUCGAUGCAACACGGAGCACUGUGUCAAACUUGAGCGGCCCUAACACGCCAUCUUACCGUAAUCGAAAACACCUGGCCAUCCGAACUGAGAAAGUGGUUUCUUCACCACCAACAGAGAGCUGUCUGGACGACCAUCCUUUACGGUCCCCGGCGUCUACCGAUACCCUGCUCGAUACACCACAGAUUUUCCCACAAAGACCAAAGCGUGUCGUGAAGCAAAAGUCGACCUUCAAGUCUAAUUUGACUGCGUCGCUCAGUGCUCUGAAAUCGGCCGCAAAAUCAUUUUCCAACUUCACGGCACCGAGCAUACCCCACGAUGAUAUGCUCACAAGAUCCUUCUUCUCACAACCGUACCCUUCGGAGAUGCGACCCCGAGAUAUAGAGGGCAUCCCGGAUCCCGCCUUACGAAGAUACCUGAAUCCUACGCACGGCGUGCCGGCCUUGCCUGUCCUCUCAUCAGACGACUUCUCUUUUCAGCUGCAAGAGGCGCUUUCUCAGCCCGCGGACGACGUCGACGAUUCCCCACUAAUACAGAUGCAAACGUACUCACGUCGCAAGAGGAGUCGUUCUCGAGUUGGUUUGAGCGUCGGGCCGGAUCGUGGCGAGGCUGCCGUGUUGGGUCAGUCACUGCCGUGGAUUCGACAGAGGGAGCCGCGAGAGAACAGUGAUUUUCUCCGCGUCAUCGUGCUCGAGAUGAACAUGCGGAGGACCGGCAAGCUGGAUUCAAAAGGUCCGUUACGAGCUCGCAUCUGGCUGCCCCCACGCAAGAACUGCGAGGGAAGCGAGGUUGAGGUUCGUGGCAACAAAGAGGUGCCCAUCAGAUGGGUGGGUUUAAGCCCUGAUGACAUCUAAACUCGACCACUUGAGAUGACGGACAACCGGAGUGGCGGUAAAAGAGGCUCGUAUCUUCUUCGAAGCGUUCGUCUCACGCCGUAAGGGACGUGUCCACUAAUUUUCUUUACCGUCAAGCAGCAUUGAUAGCAUUGAUAGCAUUGGAGAGCCUAUCGUCAGGCGUCGGAAUUAGCAUUGGCAGUUUUCUCCUUUUCUUUGUAUACCCAUUAAGAACGAAAGCCACGAGGCGAGAGCGCAUUAGAUGCAUUCCAUUACUAUAGCACCUUAGCACCCUAGCAUACGAUGAAAUGAAAUUCUAUCACAGCUCAAA
Verruconis gallopava is the source of this 2470-nucleotide messenger RNA. RefSeq lists its product as uncharacterized. The transcript has a single exon. The coding region runs from base 598 to 2160 and encodes 520 amino acids. The record is from RefSeq and is a predicted model, not a curated record. NCBI's taxonomy places the organism in Eukaryota, Fungi, Ascomycota, Dothideomycetes, Venturiales, Sympoventuriaceae.